AAGGUGACCAAUCACCUGCUAGCUUUCAGUUGCUCGGAGCAACGAAAAAUGGCAGAUGCAGUAGAAGCAGAACCUCCAGCACAAGUAUUUUUGUUGCCAUGUGCAGUAUGUGGACGAACAUUCCGUCCAGAAUCACUACAAAAACACUCAAAAGUUUGUGAACGCAAUGCCACAAAGAAACGAAAAAUUUUUGACUCUUCAAAGCAGCGUAUUCAGGGCACUGAAUUGGCAGAGUUCUUGCCAGCACUACACAUGCAGCAAGCUAAAAAAAUAGAAAAAUGCAGAACAGCAGCACGGCAGAAGUCACAAUGGAAGGAAAAGCAUCUUGAAUUUAUGCAUGCCAUACGUGCAGCGCGCCAAGUUGAGAAACCUCUUUCACCAAGAGCCAGCGCUGUACUUACAAGGCCGCCUGAAAGUGAAAGAUGUCCGCACUGUGACAGACAAUUUGGUCCAAAAGCUUUCGAUCGACAUAUUGAGUGGUGUCGUGAGCAGAAGGCCCGUGUGCCAAAGUCACCAGCAAGUAUUAAGGCAAAGGAGAGACUAGAAGCAAGGCUAAAGUACCGAGCACCAGUAAUUCGCAGAAUAUCCAUCCGAGAAAAAUAUUCUCCACAGGCACAACGUAAAGUGUCUAAUACUUCAGUACAUAACUCUACAGAUGUAAUACAGUCUAAGAGUCAGGCUCCUAGCACAAUGCCAUCAAAUACAGGUCAGCAGGAUACAUUAGUUACGAGACAGAAAUCACCGUCCAAUAACACUCAGUGCAAUAGAAGUAAUAUUAACAGUACCAGGAGCAAAUCAAGUGCAAAGAAAAUAUCACAGCAAUCUGAGCCAGAUGUGAAGAAAUCUCCCAACACUGGUGUUAAAAGUGCCAUCAGUGAAAGAAAACAAAUUUCGUCACAGACAAACAAAACUAAAGCAAAGAAGGAGGAGAAAACAAUAAUUAAUAACCAACAUGGAAUUUCCAGAGGGAAACGGCCAGCAACAUUAGAUAACAAGCCAGCAGAAAAUUCAAAAUCUGCUCCACAGCCAAAUAAGACUGAAAAUGAUAAUGCACAUUCCCACAGGAAACGUCCACCAAUGAUUAUAAAAGGACAGUUCCUGGAAAAAGCACCUAACUUCAUGUUGAUUAUAAAUGGUGCAUUCACUGAAGAAGUCUACAAUCCAUUUGUGUCUGCAGAACGCCAGAUGAUGGAACUUCUAGCAGAUGAUGGACCAGUGACUCCAAAAGUAACAUCGCGAGUAGAAGUUCAUUCAGCGCCACCUUAUCCUAAGCAAAAUCCUACAUCCUUGCCCACAAAUAAUGCUCGUGCAGGACUGCAUUCGGCACCUGUUGCUCAUAAAACAGUAGAAAGUAAUAAUUUUACACCUACUAGCUCUUCUGGACCUUCUGAAAGUUCCCUCCUUAAUUCGAGUACAGAAGAUGUUAAUUCCUCAGUGACACCACCGAUGGGUAUUGACUGCACAUAUGAUACAUUACAGUCACCACCUGUUUGGUCAGGUUCUCUUCAAGAACUAGAUGACAUGCUGAACCAUGGUAUUAUUCCAUAUGAUAUUGCUGAAAGUUUAUAUGCUGGGUCUGAUGAAAGAGGGUCCUCUCUUAGUUUAUGUAGUCUGCAAUUCCUUGAUCAUAUGUCUAGUCAGGAAAGCAGUUCAACAAGAAAAAUUUCAAAAAUACGUGCGAAGAUGGAGGAAGCAUCUUUGCAGUUACAGAAAUCAGUGGCAUUACAUGACAGCUCUACAGAGUUAACAGAGGAACCUAAUGAUAGAUUUAAAGGAUUUUCUGUUAAUGAUAACCUGCCUUCUUCUUUUCCCCAAACAUCCUUCUUCCUUUCCAGACCUGAUCACAACAUCAGCACUGACACUGUCUCAUUGUCUGGCUCAGACGGCCACGUAUCAAGGAAACUGUAUGGUGAGCUAGACUGCAAGAGUGAAUCUGGUGAGAAGGAGAAAGCAGAUGAAGUUAUUCACCAUAAUUCACAAAUAAUGAAAAUGAAUCUUGAAGAUGAUAUAUAUUGCAAGGAGAAUGUAACCAGUAAGCAGUAUUCAGCUACUGGAAAACAUAGUGUUGACUCUGCAUACAGUAGUCUUAACCGUCAGUCGCCCAAGCAGUAUGCACAAGAACAAGAACAUUGCAAUGCCAUAAGUUCCAGUGGGUCAGAAUCUUCUUUACCAACACUAUGCAAGGAAGAGGUAACCAGGCCAGGCACUGGUGACACAGUGAUUCUGUCUCAAAAUCAUGAUCGCAAAAAAGGACAUCAACAAGGAGCAGUAAUAUCCCACCUGCCCAAAUUUUGUCAUGAGUGUGGAGCUCAGUAUCCUGUGAGCGUAGCAAAGUUUUGCUGUGAAUGUGGUGUUCGAAGACUUUUAAUAUGAAUCAGUGCAUUCAGUAUUGUAUUGUAUAAGGUGCCUUAACCUUUGUGAUGAUUGUGCUGUAAAAGGCACUAAUUAACCAAAAUUGUGUGCUAGUCCUAAUUGACUUAUGUGACUGGAAUGUAAUAUGUACAAUUCUAAUAUUUAUAGCAGAAUCUCCCUAAUAUGGUGGCAGUUACUUAUUUGUAAGAAUAAUUAUGUGAACCAUUGUAUGAGACCUUUGUAAUUUGAUUGUUCAAAAUGUCUAUUUAUAUGGUGUUACGCAUAGAUUUUUUCUGAGUUCAAAAGAAAUUAAGUAGGUGGUCCCGUGGAAAAUGAUAUAUUUGAUCAGUUCUUCUAUAUGCAUGUGAGAACAUUAAUUGAUUUGCUACAUAUUAAAGUCAUUACUAUCUACCAGCAAAUGAAAUAUUUAUGUUAUCAUUGGGCAUAACAGAAAGGAAGAUACGCAAGGGACCAUUCCAGAAUAAAAAGACAGUUGAACACUGAGGGACCAGAGUUUUGAAAGGUGCUAACAUAUUUUUAGUGUCUGUUACUUAUACAUGUAUAUAUGUAUUGAUAAUACUCAUAUUUUUAGAAGUGUAUUUGAUAUUCAGUCCAUAUAAUUUCUAUGUGAAAUGUAAUGCUUUAACAGAUUUUGCUGUUAUUUUAGUUUUGUAUUAAGUUUGUCUUGUGGGCCCUUUCAGUUUUCAUCAGAUUUGUGCUAUAAACCAGAUUAAUGUAUCUAUAAUUUCAAAUUUCUGUAGUUGAAGUUCUUUCAACAGGGUAAGACUAUCAGCUAGUUUUUUGACAAAAAUCAAUUCUUCAUUGAACAAGCAGAAUCAAGGAAAAUUCAAACUGAACUUCUAAUUGACAGUCAGUUUAUAAUAUAAUCAACUGGAGAAUGAAACAAGGGUAAUUGUGCCCUUAUGGAAGGAACCGUACAAGCAUACUCGUGAUGAGAUUUUUGGAAAAUAUUGAAAACUAAGUUGGAUGUGUAGGAAUUGGAUCCCUGCUUCUCCAUAAUACAUGUCAUAUUCCUUAAGUCCACUGCAGUAUCUCUCUUCAUGGAUAGAGAAAGUGAGCCAAUGUAACUGAUCGCCUAAAACUAUUAAAGUGCUUCAGAUAUAGAAAUGCGUUAUGAUAAUAGUUGUUUGAAGCCACUUCAUCAAAUAUGCAACUAACUGACUACUAUUAGAUAAUGUAGCCACUUUGUAAAUAAUUUGACAAAUUGGUUAUAAAAUUUGAUUUUAUAGGGCUAGCUUAAAUUUUUUACUUCUGCAAUAUAUUUGACCAGGAAUAAUAUUUUAUCUCAUUUAACUAUGACUAUCCAUUGGCCAUUUCUCAAAAAGCAAAGUUUGUGUUGUGUUCAAUUGUAUGUUACAAAGUGUUAUAACAAUUUCACCAUAGUUUUCUCAUGACACUGUAACAAAACAGAAAGUAAGUUCCCUUGAUUAUAUAAUUUCUUAUUUGUUAUGGUCCUUGUUCUGGAACAUUUGUGUUAAGAAUUCUUUUUGCCAUCACAUGUUCAUUCCAUUCAGUUCUGUUUCCUUACUAUGAAGAUGAUGUCUUUUACUUUGCUCUUCUGGAUGUGAAAUGUAAAUAGUGAACAUUUACACUUUCAUUUUACAUCGCUGUUUCAGUAAUGAUAAUGCAUUCGCCAUUUCACUGCUGUUUAUUUUUCGGGAUACACUACUGCAGUUUCAGAUUUUUAACGAAUUCCCAGUGGUUCAUUACUGUUGUUAUAAAAGUAACUACAUUACAUGACAUAGUACAUGUCAAGAAUAUAGGUUUCAUUAUUUUACCAUAGAGAUUUUGUAAUUUUAAUCCAAUUGUUCUGGUAUGUGAGAGUUUGAAGUGAAAAUGUCAUGUUGGUUGUCAACAUUUUUACACAAGGACUAUGACUCCUAAUAAUAAGGAAGUCAGUGAAUAAUUUACUUUUAUUUUUUUAAUCACAUUUUUCGAUUCUAAAGCUUUUGUAAAAGAUCUGAAUGAGGCUUAUGUCCUUCUUUCAUUUAUCGUUUUCUGAAAUGUUUAUUUAUAUAUUUUAUAAGCAACAUGUUUGUGAAGAUGGAAUCAGUAACUUUUUUAAAAAUCAAGAAGUUCUUAUGAAAAAUAUUUGUAAUGCUCUGCAUAAAACAGCUCCUUCUCUCUGCCUUUUUUUUCCAUUUGUCCACCUCAAUAGGUGAGCAGUCAGCAGGGCCGAAUGCCGUGUGAGGCCGAGGUUUGAUUUCCAGCAGGGUCGGAGAUUUUGUUUGCUCGGGGCUGGAUGUUGUGUUGUCUUCAUUUUCAUAUCAUCCUCACUGACAUGCAAGGCACCAAAAUGAUGUCAACUAAAAAGCCUUGCACCAGGUGGCCAGUCUACCUGACGUGAGGCCAUCCCCAUACAAUAUUUCAUUUUUCUUCCGUUUGCAUAGAAAGCAAAGUUUGUUUUUGUUUCCAGCAGAGUAUGCUUAUAAUUUGAAGUCGUCAAAUACAGACAUUUUAUGCUGCUCAUACUGAUAUAUUGCUAUCACCCAGCUCUUGUUUUUGUGAUUUUUGAAUGCGCUGCAGGAAGAGCUUCUUGAUAGAGUCCACUGCAUGGCAGUAUUCACUUUGAGAAUCUCUUUUAGUUAGUUAAUAAAAAAUGUCUAAGUUUUCUACCUCUUACUGUGGCAAUGAAAAACUGUUCUUCUUACACAUUCACUGAAAAUCCACUCUUGGAGAAUAAAUCUCAUAAUUCCAAACCCAAUAAUCAGUAUUAAUUUUUGAGCUGUUCAGAGUUCCAGAAUGACUUUUAUACAGUUGAUGAGCAGCACUAUACCACUGUUUUAGGAAACAUAAUGUGCAUUACUGCAUCUUGGAAUUUACACCUCAACACUUCAAACUGUGUUCUGUAUCAUCUCUGGCUACUUUACAUAGAGUUAUUAUUUUCAGCCAGUCUCUUUGGCAUACAAUGUAUAGUAAUUUAUACUGAUACUGUUAUGUAAUUUCUGUUUCAGGUGAUUGUUGUUAUUUGCUCAUUACUUCUUCCUGCAUUUAGUUAGUUCAUAUUUAAUAAAUCUCCUUUAGCCAACUUAUAGAUAAUGUUUGCGAAUAAUGCAUGAAUAUUCUGUCCUUAAAAAUAACAAUGCUGUAGCGUUGCUACCUCACAAAUAACAGUUGAGGAGAACAAUUUUUAAAUCAAUAGAAGAUCAUUAACUUGUUUAUUUUAUAGCCAUUGACCAAGGAUCCAUUCAACAAAACUAAGACAAAUAGCCAUACUUCUCUGUGUAAUACUCAGAAUUUGUUACUGGUUACUAAAUUUUAUUGCUUUCAUGUCUGUUAUCAAAUAAGUCCGCAAAUUCUUUUGGCAAAGUUAGAAUUCAUUUGAGAUAAUUUACUUGAGUUCACAGUACUUUUAUGACACAAAAUCUUGUUCAUAUCUGUAGAUAUAAUUCGUUACCAAGUAUGUUAUGCUUUCCAUAUAAUUACUGCAAUGAUGUUUAUUUCCACCAGAAGAAAAAGUGUAAGCCAGUCAUAGCCAUGUGAAAUCAUCUGUUUUGUAUUCACCAUCAGUCUUACUACUAGUUUUCACUUUCAAAUCAACAUUAUCAUCUUUUUUCUCUUAGAAAAAGAAAAAUAGAACUGUAACUGCUUGUUCCUUAGGUAGUAUAACACCAUGUCCACAAACAUAGAAGGAUGCACAAGAAUUGUCUACAUUUUCAUUUGCAAACAUUGCAAAAUUACCGCUAGAAUGAAAUAAUCACAAAAACUGUAAGAACAGUUGUGAAAAAUAGAUUAGCUGGAUAUACAUAAGAGUUCCAGUAUUAUAUACAGAGUUAUAAACAGAGUUUAAAGCUUAUUGGUCUAUACUCCCAAAACAUUUACAUCCUCUCAGUAUAUAUUAUCAUAUCUGUGGUAAAUAUUUCAGUGAAAUUCAUAAUAAUUUAAGAGUAACAGUAACAAGGCAGAAUAAUGGUUUUGGAUGCACUUAAAAGCCAUGCACUUAAUCAUUGCAGUGUGCACUACAUUUCAAUGUGAGAAAUUUCAUUUAAUAAUUGCUGAGUCAAGUUUUAAUAAUUGCUGAGUCAAGUCAUAUUCCUCCUUGCACAUAAUACAUGUUGCUCCAGUUUCAUAAAUCUCUUGAUCUUAUUAGGUCCAUAUCAUUAUUAAAAAAAUUUGCAAAGGCCACUGCUGAUAUCUUAAUAAGAGAAAUGAAUUCCUAUCCAGGACAUUCAUGAUUACAGAUAUUUUUCUGUUUAAAUUUUUCUCAUAACUUUCUAAGUAUUGGAUUUACAACUUUGUUUCCACCAUUUUUUUCUCAAAGUUCAGGGGUUCAUUAUUAAAAAUGUACAAAAAAUUGUGAUCCAAAGUUUUGGCCAUCACUGGCCACUGCUGUGUCCCCUGUUUUGGUCAGCAUCAAAUCUCACGGCAGAAGAAGUGUGUGUCUUUUGAGGAGAUCCAUGAUUUGAUUCAGUUUUGCACUUGUUCAUACAACCAGAAGUGCCGUCAGCCAGGCUAUAUGCCAUUAAUUGCAAAAGGUGGUACUCAGAGGGAGCAGUGUCUGCAGAAUGUGGCGGGUGAAGUUGGACUUCCUAUCUCAACGUUUCAAAGUAUGUUCUGAUGGGUUUUGUGACAUAGUGUCAAGCACUAUCAUGCUGCAAAAUCACCUUUUCAUGUCUAUUGCUGUAUUGUGGCUAUUUAUCUUACUGUGCUCAGCUCAAACACAUCAGUUGCUUUUGAUAACGAUCUCCUGUUAUUGUUUCUGUCCAUUUCAGUAGCUUCAAAAACCUUCACUCUUGCAUGGCCAUGUGGGUCUUUGGCACCAAAAUCACCAUUCUUGAAGGGUUGAAAGCAUUCUCUGCAUGUUCUUUCACUAAUAGGUGCUUCACCAUAAGUCUUACCCAGCAUUUUAUGAACUUCAGCCACAGACUUCUUCAUGUUAAAGCAGAAAAUUAAAACUUCUCAUGAAUGACGAGGACUGUACUCAUAAGUUGACAUAUUCAGUUGGGAAUAACUUUAUGAUGCAAUCACAAAUUGACCACUAUUUUGAUGAUGUUAUGUUUACAAAUGUCUUAGUUUCUUGCAUGGUGCUUAAGACAUACCAUCUGCACCACCACUUGCUGCUAUUGCCAUCUGUUGCAAAAUGGGGGAAGCAAAAUUGUAGAUUUAACACUAUAAAGAUGACUACUUUAGGGAAAAAACUAACUGUUCUGUUCCUGAACGAUACUUUCUGACCUUUAUUAUGGAUGAUGGCUUUGGCAUUUUAAUGAUUAGGCUUACAUUUAUUUUUACCUAACUUAACUUCCCCUGAAUAAGAAAAGGGUAUGUUUUCAUAACUGGUGAUUCUUCUUGUCAGCAGUGCACCCAUUUCAUCAAUUUUUUUUAUACUUAAUGUGGAAUGACUGGACAGGUGUGUAAUAUAGAGGCAGGAAAAAAAUCAUUCAGUUCAUACAGUGCUCCGUAAUUAGUUAGUUAGUUUUAGGGAAUCAGUGUGCAGAGCACAGAAACAUGUAACAGAAAACAGCAUUCACACUGCCUUUCCAGCUCUAGCUCUUUUUCUAGCAAAAGUACACACAUUAACACACAAGGACAGAAUAUUCUUCUCCAGCCCUAUUACAAUCCUACUCCCAAUCCUGCACCCCAUGGGUCAUACCCUUGUAGUCGGUCCAUGUGCAAGAUUUGUCCCACAGAGCUACCCCCACUACCUCCUACCGCAGCCCAGUCAUAGACAUUUCCUACCCAAUUAAAGGUAGUAUCACAUGUGAAAGCAGCCGUGUUAUAAAUCAACUAUGCUGCAAUUACUGUACACCAUUCUAUGUGGGCAUUACGAGUAACCAACCGUACCCUCUAAUGAAUGGCCGUCACCAGAUUGUGGCAAACUGCAAACUUGACUAUCCAGUUGCCAAGCAUGCUACACACCACAACACAAAUGACAUCAACCACUGCUUCAUUACAGGGGCCAUUUGGAUACUCCCUUCCAGCACAAGUUUCUGUGAACUAUGCACCUUACCUUUUCCCUUCUCUCUUCUGUCCACACCACUCCUCCAUGCAGAUUGUGCACUGCGUUCUCUCACCUCUCCCCCCCCCCCCCCCCCCCCCUUCCAUAUAUUCAUACUCUCUCUCUCUCUCUCUCUCUCUCUCUCUCUCUCUCUCUCUCUCUCUCUCUCUCACUCGCUCACUCACUCACUCACUCCCUCCCUCCCCCAUUCUCUCUCCUCACUUUACAACCCCUCUCACUCCUCUCUCCUCUCCCUUCUCCUUCUUCAUCUUCACCUUUCUCUCUUUUUCCCACCUCCAUAUUUUUCCCUCCCUUUCCUUCCCUGUCUAUUUUCCACAUCUCUUUUUGCUCUACCCUCUGUGCACUUCUCAUCAUGUUGUGUGGCCAUGGGGUCAUCUGUCCAAAGACCUGCAUGUUUCUCGCUACUCCGUCCUUGCAUCCUUCUGUACCCCGUUCCCAACUCAGGCAUCUGCUUUCAAUAAACAAACAUCAAUAAUCAGUCUUGCCGUGCCCAUAGGAAUGUAUGUUUGGGUGUCUAUGCAGUAGUGUGUGUGUGAAUAACAUUGUCAAAAGGUAUUAUCUUGUUAUUUAAUGCUUGUAAAAUUUGAUGAAUGAACAUGCAAAUGGCAUUCUCAGCUGAGCAACACUUCUGAAAUAGAAACUGUUAUUUACUGAGGAUAUUAUUGUUACUAAGGUGGAAUGUUGUUCUAAAAUACAUCAUCUCCUUGAAAAUUUUGAAAAAUAAUGACAAGUAGUGAAACAGGUUGGUAGUAGUUGAUACCCCUUCUUUUCACCUUACUUACCUUUAACAAUGGCAUAUUUCAAUCUCUCUGUAAAAAUGCUCUUAGUUAGUGCUGCAUCACAUAUUUCAGAGAAACAGUACUUAUGUGGGAACAAGUCUUUAGUACUCUGUAAGAAAAACCAUCAAAUCAAGAUGAGCCUUUAUUUUUUAGAGAAUAUAUCAUUUUCUUCAUUUCAAAGAGCAAAGUUGGUGGAACAUUCAUACAAUUGAAUUUUUAUGUGAUCGGUUUUUCAACAUAUUUCUUUGAAUCUUUUCUUGAACUGUUUGUCCAUAUAUUUUCUACUACAUGUAAGAAAUGAUUAUUAAACAUACCAGCUACUGGUGACAUCAUUUAUAGCCUUCCAUUUGAAUCAAUAGCAGGGUUAUCCUGUUCUGCAGCCCAUUAAUCCUGUCACUUGUUACAUCACAUUCGAAAUAGAUUUAACUCUGUUAACAGAAUUACUGAUGUUUGACAUAAUAUGCAAAUGUAAAGAAUUUUUUAUAAUUUUUCUUUGUAAUUUUGAGUAGUUUUUGUAAAGUGAAACUACUGGAGGAUACCAACACGUAAAUUUCCUUUUUCCUUUCAUAAGAUACUUAAAUCACUCUAGUGAUCCAUGGAUUCUGAGAUGUCAUUUCUGAUUAACUUAUGCAGAAAUCUAUCGUCAAAUAAUAGCAGGAAUUUAUCAAGGAAUACAUUAAAUUUUAUGUCAGCAUUUGCUUCCUUAUAAAUUUCUUUGUACAUCAUGUCUUAAAAAUUUCUUAAAAACAUUUAAGCAGAGUCAUUAAUUAUUCUAAGUGAUUUCCUCUAAGAAAUAUGUAUACUGUAAGGCACUAUCUUAUUUAAUCUAAGUGUAUCAUGAUCAGAGAGAGCAUUACUGGUAUGCAGCUAUUGUCUUGCUUUGAACAUCAUCAAAGAAGACAUUAUCCAUUAGAGGCCUACUGCCUUUAUUCACACAUGUUGGAAAUUUAAUGAAUGAGAUCAGUGUACGACCCAAAUAAGAUUUCCAGAUCAUUUUUCCUAUUAGAAUCCUUUGGAAACUCUACAUUGUAGUGUGGUUUUAUAACCACACUUUCACUUAUUCCAAUACAAUAGUUUACUGUACGGAAUGCCACAAAUAAAUAAUGAAAGGAAGAUGUUCAAUGUAGACUUAAAUGUUAGGUAUGCAUCUUUUAUGAUCCUUCUUUAGUAGCACUCUCAAGUUAAAAAUUUGUUUGUACAGAUGUAAAAUAAGCACUUAAAAUUUUUAUUUUAUGCACAAAGGACUAGAAUUAUCAAUAGAGGAAUAUUUAUUUGCUGUCUUAUGAAGAGUGUUGUGUCAUAUGUCACAACUGGCUUUAUUUCUCUCCCAGCUUCACAUAGGUAAUUUAAUAUAACCUGGCCUUGAUGGACAGGAAUAAAUUAAAAAUGAUCAGAAUGUGACUACACAGAGAGAAGCUUAGAAACUGAAUGCUUUGAUGAAUAGGAUGAAGUUACAAGAUUCAGUGAUUAUCUAUGAUCUCUUUUGGAUCAGAUGCUUCACUUAAUUAUUUUUUUUUUUCCGAAACUGUUCAAUUUCUUCUAUGUGCCAGGUGAAUCUAUGUGUAUCAGGUAAAUUUGUAUGUAGCAGGUAAUUUUCUUUGGACACAUGUAAAAUAAACUCUUAAAAUUUUUGAUUUUGCUCAUAAAAGAAUUGAGUUAUGGAUAACAAAAUAUUUAGAGGCUGUCUUAUAAAGAGUGUUGUAUUGAUCAGCAAUUAUGCAUUUGACUGUGUCGGCCAUAAUAAGUUAUGGAAAGUACUCAGAAAAAUGGGAGUACCAAAUCACCUCAUUUACUUCUACAGAAUUUACUCUCUGACCAAGAAGUCAUGUUAUGACCCAUAUAUGGAGCAACUAAAAGAGUCGUGAUCCAGAAAGUAGUGUGGCAAGGCUGCAUAUUGUCACCACAUUUAUUCUUUGUGUAUGCAUAGCACAAAAUGAGAAAUGUGAGGUUAAAUGAAGAAGAAACCAGAAUAAAAAGGUCCUCUUGCUGAAGAUGAAAGAAGGAAGUGCAAAGGCUGGUCUAUUGCUGAAGUCAAGAAAAUGAAAAUUGUGGCAAUUACACCUAUCACUUCAUGGCACGUACGAGGAGAGACAAUGGAGGUAGUUUCUGUGUUGAGUUAUCUCAGCUGCCAGAUUUCUGCUGAUGGUAACUGCAGCCACAAAAUUAAGAGGCACUUGUUGCUUUGCACAAAGGCAAAGUCCAGCCCUGACCAUUCUUUAAGGAGUAGAGACAUAACUGUAACAACAAAGAUCCAAAUAGUAAAAACUAUGAUCUUUCCAGUUAUGGUUUAUGGAUAAAGACCUGAACCAUAAGAAAGGCUGAACAGCAUAGAAUAGAAGCUAUUGACAUGUGAUGUUGGAGGAAACUCCUUAGAGUUUUGUGGACCUCAAAGACAACAAAUAGGUCAGUAAUAUAAAAAAUAAAAUCAGACCACUCCUUGGAAAGCUUGAUACUGAAAGAAAAACUGACUUACUUGCACACAUUAUGAGAAUAUAAGAUUCACUGAAAAAGAUGUUAAUGCUAAGGCAGAUCAAAGAUGCAAGAAAAAGAGGACACCAAAGGAUGAGAUGGAUUGAUGGCAUUGCAGAGAACUAAUGGAUUCCAACUUGAAAAGUCUGUGAGAGAACAUACAGGUCAGAAGAAACUGGCAUGUUUUAGUCCAUGGGGUCAUGGAGAGUUAGAAUCAACUAAACAAAUGGAGGGAGAGAUCAGGUAAAUUGAGAACCUGGCCCAAAUUGUCCUGUUUGUACUCUGCCAGAUUAUUGAUUGCCUUCUUGGAACCAUUGUCAUCUGAAGCAGUAGGAUAUGUUUGAAAUACAUGUUGGAGACAAUAGUUAAUACAAAAACUAUAGGAUGAACUAGUAGGAUGAUAUUUAACAAUCGCUAGGACUGCUACUAUGCACUUUAGCUAAGGUGCACACUUUAUUCAGUAUGUAUAUUAUCAGUUACUGUCAUAAGUACCAUAUGUUUUGUUUUGUUUUUUUUUGUUACAAACUGCAUGCAUGCAUGCAUUAUUGUUAUUCCAUUUUUCAUCUCUUGUAAAUAAGAUUUGUCUGUUCAAAAGACAAUACUCCACUACUUUACAGUGUUGUGUGCUGUUGAUGGUUGAAUUUGCAUUCUUUGCAAUGAGGAGUCUUCUUUGCCAUAGGAUAUAUUGCACAAUACAUUUUAUUGCUAUUUUCCAUCAUUGUUGUGUGUAUUGAUUUUAUUUCAUUUUCUGCAUUGCCCCUUUCUGUCUUGCUUUCUUCUGAAUUUUCCUACAAAUAUUUCCCACGCCCAUGUAUUAAGUUAAUUUAUAAUGUAUGAAAAACUAACUGCCAGAUCAAAUCUUUUGUGCUUUAUUCAUAGUUUCCUUUGUUUAAAUUACUUACAAAAAUAUGAAGAUAGUAGCCAAGUUAACAAUGACAGUUACAAUAAUUAUAAGAAUGAAAAUAAUCAUUUUUUGACAAUUUAAUGUGAUUGGAUUGAUAAAAAAUGUACUCACUAAGUGGUAGCAGGAGAACAAACAUAUAAAAAAAGGUUUAAGUACACAAAGUUUCAGAGCCAGCAGCUCUUUCUUCUGGCAGAAGGGUUGAAAGGGAAGGAUGAGGCAGCAGCUCUUUCUUCUGGUAGAAGUGUUGAAGAGGAAGAAAGAAGGGUGAAGGAAAUGGACUGUAGAGGUUUGAGAAAAGUGGUGGAGUUCAGCAAAGUUAGAUUUAUUGGGCAGUAAGUUUCCCCUAACCUGAAGUUCUGUGUGACGUUCCUGAACUCUAUCCCUUUUCCUUCACCCCUCUUCCUUGCCUUUCAACCCUUCUGCCAGGAGGAAAAGCCACUGGCUCUGAAAGCUUGCAUACGUAAAACCUUUUUUUAUGUGUGUGUUUUCUCCUGACAUUGCUUGGUGAAUAAAUUUUUUUUCUAUCCGAUUACAGUUACAAUAAUAAGGUGAAAUGGAUAUAUUUAUUGAAGAGAUUAUGGUAUAACUAUAAUGGUUAAUGAUAAUACCUUCUUGAGAUUUUGGCAUGUCUAAUAAUGAUAAUGUGGUAAUGCUCUUUUGUGGUUCAUAUAAUCCCAUCUGUCAGUAUAAAAUCUGAAGUAUAUGUACUUGGAUUGAUUAAUACAACACAAACAGAAACCAAAAUACUGAGUCAUUUGAAUGUAUUGAGGCCUGUGUAUGCAAAUGAUGAAUGGCCAUUCCCAAAUAGAGUUAUUUGUAAAUUUGGAAGUAUCAUAAAUAUUGGAUUCGAACAGAGAGCAAGCUAACUCAGGACACAUAGACUAGUGGCAGUUUAUGAUGUUUGUGACCAUCCUUUCUGAGAGGAUUCUUUCUGUCAGUAUUAUUAUUUUUAGUUUUUCAUGGCUUUUCUGGUCAUCCUCAUAUUUAAUUAUGCCAUUUUCCUACAUGUUGUGUAACGAAGUGUUUUAUAUCAGACUUUAAUUCUUUUUCUUAAUAUUCAUCAGAGAUUUUUAGUUUUCUCUUUAAAAAGCAAUAACUUUUACUAAUACAUCAUUUUUUUUAACUUUUAUAUUUGUUCUUUGUAUGACACCUAACAAAUUACAUGUUCAGUUCAGUAACUUUGUUAUAUGUCUUUACCAUCUGGUACAUUCUAAUAUCUUCCCCAAUAAAUUAUGUUUCUCUUGUAAAAAUUUUCUUGCACCAAACAGUAUUGUCCCUUUCUUCGGAAAGCAAGCUGUCAUACUCAACAAUCCUCGACAUUAAUGGUUUAAUGUUUUAUUUUUCUUAAUUUUUGUAUACUUGUGAAGAGUCAGAUUUCAGGUAUGAGAGAAUUUUACUUUUUUUCCUUCCAGUACUCAUGACAUUAUGCUUUGAUAAAUGCCUCUGUAUGCUUGAAGUGACAUAUUUCACAUUUAAGGUCAUUAUGAGCAGUGAGUUAGAAAAUGAUAUUUUGUUUUGUUGUCGGUGGAGAAUAACCAGCUAUUAAUUGUAAUUCUUUUGCAACACAAAGCUAGCUUUUUCUCAGAAAUGAUUUGAAGCCAGAAUAGAGAUGCUAGGGUUAAGUGUAACGAAGAUAUUAAAAAUUUUGUGUGGCCAUACUUGUUUAUUUUGGGUAUGUCUAUCAUAUUGCUUCAGUUUUUUUGGUACAUAUGAAAUCAAAUAGUUAAUUAAUAUAAAAGAAUUAUACGAGAAAGAUGCCUAAGAAGUUGCCAUACCUGGAAAAUGUUUUAUAUUUCAUUUAAAUGUGUAAUAAUUCACAAAGGUAAAGAAACAUUCAUAAAUUGAAACUGCAGAUUAUUUUCUUAUUUAUUUGCUAUGUAAAAUUUUGUUAAGGGUAGCAGUCAGGUGAGGAUCAUCACUAUGUCUUUAAAUACAUUUAAGAAAGAACUAUGUUUUGGAUAGUUGUGAAAAAUUGUUUUUUUCUGAUGAAAGUGUUUGCAGCAAAUUAUUAAAAUCCUUAAUGAUAAAAUUUUAUCCCUCUCAAAAUACGAAAAUAAAGGAUGAUUGCUAUGAAGUCUUAAUCAGACACAUUGACAUUAAACUUAAGGAAUUAAAGUCUGAGUAGUUAACAAGAAAGUAUUUGUAAACUGUUUCUUGCCUGUAUUCUGUCACAAAUAUACAUAUUUGAAGGUGGAAUGUUUUUGUGCUGUCAUGGUUUUGACAAAUAAUUGCACCACUCUUCCCUGCACAUUGUUGGUGUUUACUUUGUAUUUGUUAUGUCAAUUUAUGACAAUGUAAAAAGGCAUGCUUACGCUAUUUUCACUGAAAAAAAAAUUUUUACUUUUUUAUAUGUACUGUAAAGAAGUUUUAUGAUUCCUCCACUGUAUUAUUACUCAUAAGGACCUUUAUGAUUGAUCAUUCCUGGUUAUUCAAGACUGUAUACUGCAUUUAGACUCAAAUAUAUAUAUGAAGAUAUAUAUAUGAAACAUGGAUAUUUUCUGUAAUACUGCUUUGGACAUAGAUGAUUGUUCAACUUAAUAUAAACAAAACAUAAUAAUAAAUAUUAAUGGACUAAA
Molecule: messenger RNA, 15057 nt
Organism: Schistocerca gregaria
Lineage: Eukaryota; Metazoa; Arthropoda; Insecta; Orthoptera; Acrididae
Exons: 10
Coding region: 49-2373 (774 amino acids)
Source: RefSeq, a predicted model, not a curated record